Molecule: messenger RNA, 1233 nt
Organism: Ogataea parapolymorpha DL-1
Lineage: Eukaryota; Fungi; Ascomycota; Pichiomycetes; Pichiales; Pichiaceae
Product: Methionine aminopeptidase 2
Exons: 1
Coding region: 1-1233 (410 amino acids)
Biological process (GO): proteolysis
Molecular function (GO): metalloaminopeptidase activity
Source: RefSeq, a predicted model, not a curated record
AUGACUACAGAGCCGAAUACUUUAGCCGAGCAAAUCGAAAAGGUGGCUCUUGAUGAAACUGCCGAGGAAACCCACGUCAAUGAGGCAACUGUAGAGGGCAACAGCGGGGAGAAGAAAAAGAAGAAGAAGAAGAAUAACAAAAAAAAGAAGGGCGGUAUCAACCAGUUCUUCCCCGACGGCGUGUUCCCUGAAGGAGAGUGGCAGGAAUAUACCGGAAGCGAAGAGAAUCUGAAGAGAGUAACUGACGAGGAGAAAAGAUAUUUAGAUCGUCAGGCUAACAACAAAUGGAAUGAGUUUAGAAAAGGAGCAGAGAUUCAUAGACGAGUGAGACAAACUGCCCAAAAGAACAUCAAACCUGGAAUGACAAUGACUGAAGUUGCGGAGUCAAUUGAGAAUAGUGUCAGAGCCUACAGCGGUACAGACGAUAGUUUAAAAGGAGGUAUGGGAUUUCCUUGCGGUGUGUCUCUCAACCAUUGUGCAGCUCAUUAUACACCUAAUGCUGGAGACAAAGUUGUUCUUCAAUACGACGACGUCAUGAAGGUUGAUUUUGGUGUUCAUGUUAACGGACACAUCAUCGAUUGUGCCUGGACUCAGACUUUCAACGAGAGAUACGAUCCUCUGCUAAAUGCAGUGAAGGAGGCCACAAACACCGGCAUCAAGACUGCCGGAAUCGAUGUGAGAAUGACAGAUGUUGGUGAAGCCGUUGAAGAAGUGAUGGAAAGCUACGAGGUUGAACUUGACGGCAAAGUUUAUCCUGUUAAAUGCAUACGGAAUUUGCAAGGACACAACAUCAAACCGUAUCAAAUCCAUGGUGGAAAGUCUGUGCCAAUCGUGAAAAACGGUGAUACAACUAAGAUGGAAGAAGGAGAGACUUUUGCCAUUGAGACGUUCGGAUCAACAGGCAAAGGCUAUGUCGUUCAUGGUGGUGAGUGCUCGCACUAUAUGAAAAACUUGGAUGCACCUCCUAAUGCUCCUAUUAGACUCGAUAGGGCCAAGAAGCUGAUGCAGGCUAUUGACAAGAACUUCGGCUCUUUGCCAUUCUGUCGCAGAUAUCUUGAUCGGAUCGGUGAAGAGAAGUAUUUAUUAGCAUUGAACCAGUUGUGCAGAGCAGGACUGAUCACAGAGCAUCCUCCACUUGUUGACGUUAAAGGUUGUUAUACGGCACAAUACGAGCAUACAAUUCUGUUGCAUCCAACUAGAAAAGAAGUUGUUUCGAGAGGCGAUGACUAUUAA